Messenger RNA from Sphenostylis stenocarpa, 1131 nucleotides. The record is from the annotation of a GenBank genome assembly. Lineage: Eukaryota; Viridiplantae; Streptophyta; Magnoliopsida; Fabales; Fabaceae.
AUGAGAGGAAAGGCAGCUUCAGGAAAGACAAUUUUGUUUGUAUGCAUUGCAUGCUUUAUUGCAGGAACACUCUUUAGUGGCCAGAUGUGGCCACGCCCCUCCAACCAUGAAAAAACACCACUGCAAUCCCAACCUGAUUGUGAUCACAAACGAAAACUGAUUGAAGGAAGAUCUGAUGAUAUAAUGGAGGAAGUCGUCAAGACUCAUCAAGCUAUCAAGUCUCUAGAUAAGGCAGUUUCGACUUUGGAAAUGGAACUGACAGCAGGUAGGAGAAGCCAAGGUGGUGGGCAGCACUUGCAGAAGCAUAAUGUACAAAAGGCUUUUGUGGUGAUUGGCAUUAACACAGCGUUUAGCAGCAAAAGGCGAAGAGACUCGAUACGCGAAACAUGGUUCCCAAAAGGGAAUCGGAUGAAGGAGCUAGAGAAAGAGAAGGGGAUUGUUGUAAGGUUCGUGAUCGGGCACAGCACCACACCAGGGGGGGUUUUGGAUAAAUCAAUUGAUGCAGAAGAGGCAGAACACAAGGACUUUCUCAGGUUAGACCACGUUGAGGGCUAUCAUGAGCUAUCCUCCAAGACUCGCCUCUACUUUUCCACCAUUACCUCUAUGUGGGAUGCUGAUUUCUAUGUCAAGGUAGACGAUGAUGUCCAUUUAAAUCUGGGUAUGCUAGUGAGUACACUUGCCAAGUACCGAUCAAGACCCAGGGUUUACAUUGGUUGCAUGAAAUCUGGUCCUGUUCUGUAUCAAAAAGGAGUAAAGUAUCACGAGGCUGAGCACUGGAAGUUUGGAGAAGAAGGAAACAAGUAUUUUAGGCAUGCCACUGGCCAAAUUUACGCCAUCUCCAAAGAUCUAGCUACUUAUAUAUCAAUCAAUUGGCCCAUAUUGCACAAAUACGCCAAUGAAGACGUAUCUUUAGGUUCAUGGUUAUUGGGCCUAGAAGUUGAACAUGUCGAUGACCGCUCCAUGUGUUGCGGUACCCCUCCUGAUUGUGAUUGGAAGGCCAGGACAGGAAAUGUGUGCGUGGCCUCUUUUGAUUGGUCCUGCAGUGGUAUCUGUAAGUCGGUGGAGAGAAUGAAAGAUAUACACAAAGCUUGUGGCGAGGGAGAGGGAGUUGUUUGGAACAUUGAACUCUAA